AUGGCUGGCCCCACUGAUGUUUUUGAUGGAGGCGCAUCUGCAGUCAACGAGUUGAUUGACUCUUCCGAAGAUGAAAUGGACACCACCACCGCCAAUGCACCUCUGACCCCCGAAGUUCGUGUUGAGGAUCAUGAUGAAUUUUGGAUCGCUCCUCCUUUCGCAAGCGCAGAAGAUGCCUCUGGCUACCCCCUGUUAUUGGAAGACCAGCAAGUGUUCACUGAUCAUCCAGCACCUUCGAAAGCACAUGGAUUGAAUGAAUCGGACAAGCCUGAUGGAGGUCCGUUGACUUCGACGAACAGCAUAUUUGUCUCCACGACGCAUGAGCCAGUGAUAUCUCAAAGCAAAAGUCAACCUCCGAGAAAGCGAACAAAGGUGACCCUCGACCCAGAAAGCCUACCCGACCCAGACGAGGAGCUCAACGAGGAACAAAUUGCGCUGAUCUGCCUUCAGCCUCCAAAGCUGCGUCAGCGGUAUCGUCACUACUUCUCCAAUGCUGGGAUCCUUCGCGCUGCUUAUAGCAAGAUCCUCUCGGAGCGACUUCCAAGCGGUGAGAUGCGGUUCUCAGAGGAUGUUCGGCGAUCGUGUCUACCCAAAAAAAGGAUUCGAUCAGACGGCUUGAAGCUUGACGACCCUUCUCGAUCUUCCGUUGGUCAGACUCGCAAGCGAAAAGAAGGAGAGAUCUCCUUGACGGGCCUCAACGACAAAGACAUUCCAACCAAAAAGUCGAGAACUCUUCACCAGAAAUUAGGAAGGAUCUCACAAAGAGACAUCACAAGUUUGUCCCCGAUACUGGAUACCGGAACUGUCCAUGGCCGCCAGAUGGAACCUUCAACUAGCCACCCAAAAGAUCCCGGUACUGCUCAGGUGGCCGACUUGGACACACAUGGUCCCGAGCCUGCCUCGGAAACAGAUGGUCAGCGCUCUUCCAAACCGAUUGCUGGACAGACACCAAACAAGAAUAAGUCGGCGGCAAAUCGUCAAGGUGAACAUGACAGUCACCCAUUGGAGAGACCCACGGGGUCGACGCCGCCAGACUUUGCUGGAUCUGCAGAUCAAUCUGAGCACGAGCUAGGACUGCCUCAACUUUUGGACCCAGCUUUCCUGGAAUGCUUUUCCUAUUUCCUCACUCGUGAAGUUCAUCGGUUGGAUUACGCCAUUUUCCGCGCCGAGCGUGAUCCGGCCACUCGCAAACACGCAGACAUUUUGCGUCAGCACUGGCUGGCUUUGGUUGCUUUUCGUGAUUCAUGCAUACGUAUUGAGAUGGAGCAGAUAUCAGCCAAUGCAUCGGCUGAAGAUUAG
Penicillium oxalicum is the source of this 1299-nucleotide messenger RNA. RefSeq lists its product as uncharacterized. The record is from RefSeq and is a predicted model, not a curated record. The transcript has a single exon. Lineage: Eukaryota; Fungi; Ascomycota; Eurotiomycetes; Eurotiales; Aspergillaceae. The coding region runs from base 1 to 1299 and encodes 432 amino acids.